Molecule: messenger RNA, 438 nt
Organism: Anisakis simplex (herring worm)
Lineage: Eukaryota; Metazoa; Nematoda; Chromadorea; Rhabditida; Anisakidae
Source: the annotation of a GenBank genome assembly
CCAUCUACUCAGCAUGCGCAAGUAAUCGAUAUUGCUCAAUCAUUUCAACCAGUUACGCAGUGUAUGUGGGAUCAUUCGCUGUCAUCUGCGCUUUUCAUCGCUUCACCUUCUUCGUCACGAUUAAUCAUAAUGGACACGUUAACGUGUGAAAGUGAAACCAUUGGCAAGUGGACUGAUUCACGUAUUCAUCGCAUUUACUCAUCUCCCGAUAGCAGCAAAUUACUUGUUACAUAUUAUUCUGAUUUUAUUAAAGUAUACGAUCGCAAUACGAAUUGGAGUGAGGAACGGUGGAGUGGUUUGCAUGGUGGUUGUAUUUCAGCGGUUUGGUCGAACGAUUCCACUUAUUUGUUGUUUGCGAAUCGAGAUCAACCGUGUAUUUAUUCGGUUCGAUUCGCGACUCGUAUCGAACUCAGCCAAGACGGAAAUCAAAUCUUGUAA